Molecule: messenger RNA, 423 nt
Organism: Triticum turgidum subsp. durum (durum wheat)
Lineage: Eukaryota; Viridiplantae; Streptophyta; Magnoliopsida; Poales; Poaceae
Source: the annotation of a GenBank genome assembly
AUGGCGGAGGAACCGUCCGCCAAGUGUCAUCAUGCCGAGACGUCGGACAAGAGGAGCAACCUCGUGGACAUUAACGUCCCUGGCGAGAAGCGCGAGUACACAACAACCCUCAAAGGGGUUGAGCUCCACGGCAACGAGACGCUGGAGAUCGUCUGCACCAGCGUACCAGAAAAGGCCGACGAGGCGAUCUCCAGGCUCUGGAUGAAGCUUGGGGGCAGGGUUCGUAGGAUCGUCGGCAUUGGUGUGCACUACACCAACGAAGAUGAACCUCCCCAUAAGGCAGCAGCCCUGCAGUUGUGCGUCGAUGAACUCUGCUUGGUGUACCACAUCGCAACGGCCACAAAAUGGCCCAAGCGCCUGACCGAGAUGCUGCAGCAUGAGAAGUCGGUCACAUUUGCCGGUUUCAGCAUUGAAAGCGACUAA